AUGGAGGACCCGCUAGUGCAACAACAGGCAGCUGAAGGAGCAAUCCUACGAGCGAAGGCGGCCUUUGUCGCGUAUCCCUUAGAUGUCCUCAAGACCCAGGUGCAAUCGGGGCAUCCGCGCUACAACCGGCUCACGCGCUUGCCGUGCCUCGUCAAGGAUUACAAGCUGAAGAUCUUCCGGGGCUACCCAGGAGUUGGUGCCAAUUCCUUCCUCAUGGGCGCUUUGAUGUUCGGUGGCUACCGAUUCUUCGACAACUUUUGGGCCUUGUACCAGGUGCCCGACUACUGGCGCCCGGCCGUGGCGGGCGGCAGUAUCGGCGCGCUGUGCGGGCUGGCGGCGACGCCGCUGGAGCAGGUGAAGACCAUCAUGGCGCUGCAGGAGACCUGGCUGAAGGAGCGCAAGAUCACCAAGCGAAUCUAUGGCUCGGUGCUGCAAGGCGCCUGGAAGGCACCUUUGUCCCUGAAGUUCUAUGCUGCCACACCGCUGGUGAUCCGCACGGCGCUCUUCGAUAGUCAGCUCUUCUUCUACAACAGCCGGCUUCGUGAGUGGCUCCACAGCGGCGCCUGCCCUGAGAACCUCCAGUUCCUUGUGAGCACCUUGGGCUUCAUGCUGGCGGGCCUCGUGGGCGCCACCGUGAACUACCCCUUCGAUCGUGUGAAGGGGCACAUGAUGGGCCGCGCCUUCCAGGCCUCCAUCGGCGAGAAGCCGAAGGAGAGCACCUACGGCGCUUUUGCCUCGGUGGUGCGGCGCCACGGCUGGGCGGGGCUCUUCCACGGGCUGCCCACGCGGUCCGUGCUCCACGCGGUGGUCUGGUGCGUGGUGGGCGCUGGACGGGAGCUGUGCGAGCGCGGGGGGCUCCGGGAGCGGGCGAAGGAGACGCUUGGAGGAGAAGGGGAGGAGCUGUCUGGAGGGAAGGAUAUCUUAGGGCCGGUGACCCUGUCGAGCAGCGUGAACAACGUGCUCGGCACCUCUGUGGUGGGCGGUCUGAGCGUCGGAGUGUCCACCUUGGCCUCCCAGGCCUAUGGAGCUGGCAAUGACCUGGCCAUGGCCUUGGUACUUCAAAGGGCGAUCAUGGUUACCCUUCUGGGCUCGAUCCCUUGCGUGAUCCUUUUGGCAUUGAUCAGGCCGAUCCUAGAGAUGCUGGGCAUGGAGCCACACUUUUGCAGCGUGGCCGGCGGCUACGCGCUGACGGUUCUUCUGGUGACGCCCUUCAUGGGUUUGCAGCGGUCGAUUGGCACCUGGCUGGUGGCGCAGAGCCUCGGAAAGCCUCGGUUGGAGGCCUUGGUGGUCACCAGUGCGGAGCGGGAUCCCUUGGAUGGUUGGUGGGUUGCUUCGGCCAACGGAAGAGCUGACGAGGUGGUCGAUGUAGCCUCCCCGGCAUAUGAUGGGAUUUUUUAUGGGGUGGACAUGGCCGAGAGACCGUGCCCGCGCUCUGCGCGGGCUGCGCGACAGUUCAAGAGCUUUGGUUCUAAUGCUGGGAGUUAUUGCUUGGGCAAACAUGUGCAGGGCAGUACCACACAUGAGGGCAGUGCGGGGCAGUGCCCGCUGCUGCUGGGGUUCCACGCCGCGUGGAUGAUUGUGAUUCUGAUUGCCUUGCCUGCUCACACGGCGCUGACGGUGUCCCUGACCGGCCGCUGGAGCUACUUGGGCGCGGGCGUCGCCAUGACGCUGAGCACCGGCAUGCAGGCGAUCCUGAUCUAUCUCUACAUCUCCUUCUCUUCGACCUGCUCAAGGACCUGGCGCGGGUUCAGCUGCGAAGCCUUCAAAGACUGGGGGCCUUUCUUGGAGAUCGCUCUGCCAGGGGUUUGGAUGAACACGGAGUAUUUUGUGGGAGAAUCCUUGACGCUGGCGGCGAGCAUGCUGCCGGAUCCUGACACGUGCUUGUCCGCCUUGUCCAUCUACCAGCUCACUCAGACGACCUGCUAUCAGAUCCCCAGUGGCCUACGCAUGGUCAUCAGCUCACGCCUCGGGAACCAACUGGGCGCCAACCAGCCGGAGGAGGCCGCGUUGGGCGAACGGCUGGUCCUGUUGUGGUUGACCAUUCCAGCAGUGCUACUGCUGGUCUUCACCCGGCAGUGGGGAUUGCUCUUCACCCAGAACGAGGCCGUGCUACACUUGCUGGACACCUUGGUUUGGCUUCUGCUCAUGUACAGCAGCCUGGACGCCCUCCAGGCCUACAACAACGGGACCUUGGCCUCGUGCGGGCAGCAGCAGAUCAGCGGCCGCUGGGCGCUCCGAGCCUAUCUGGGCGUCAGUCUCCCCGUGGGGCUGCUUUUGGCCUUUGCUUUUCGCUGGGGCCUCCUGGCUGGUUCUGCUCGGUUUCGGAUGGGGGUGGACGCGGUGAGAGGUGUGGUGGGUCUAUGUGCUGGGCACUGUCUGGGCAAACUCUGCCACGUUGUCCCCUGCUGGCGUGCGCUGAAGCGCAUCGACUGGGAGGCGGAAGCCAAGCGGGCAGCGGAGCGUGUGGAGCAUGUUCGGCCCAUGAGUGUGGCGCUUGUACGCUGA
Messenger RNA from Durusdinium trenchii, 2505 nucleotides. The record is from the annotation of a GenBank genome assembly. Lineage: Eukaryota; Dinophyceae; Suessiales; Symbiodiniaceae.